Molecule: messenger RNA, 903 nt
Organism: Mugil cephalus (flathead mullet)
Lineage: Eukaryota; Metazoa; Chordata; Actinopteri; Mugiliformes; Mugilidae
Product: spexin prohormone 1-like
Exons: 6
Coding region: 17-388 (123 amino acids)
Molecular function (GO): neuropeptide hormone activity
Source: RefSeq, a predicted model, not a curated record
CUUUUUAAAUGGUGUGAUGCAGCAAGGAGGAGGAGGACGCACUGAUCAAAGGAGAACACGAAGGAGAAACCCAGCGAAUCCAGAAAUGUCUGUAAUAAUCACUCUUCUUGUGGUGUCCCUGGUUUCCGAGUGUUGGGCUGCUCCACAUAGGAGGAACUGGACUCCACAGGCGAUCUUAUACCUGAAAGGAGCACAGAGACACCGCUCAGUGCUGGAGCGCACCAGCAGAGGGGAAGGGGACACCUUCCAUUUAGUGACUCUCAAUCACAGCAGUGAUGGGCCCCGAUCAUCUUUGCCGUCGUUCAUUCUUCUGGAGCUCCUGCAGCGAGCUGUGGUGCAAGAUGGAGACAAUCCAGAGAAUUAUCCCGACUUUCAGGAGCUGAAUUAAUUUGAGAAGGUUAUCGGAGAGCAGCUUUUAUGAUUUUAUUGUAUUUAUAUAAUUUUACUACAAAUGACGUGUUACUGUUGUAAUUGAAUGUGCUGUAUGAAUAAAACCUCCUCUGCAAGCUAUUACAGUGUGGUAUGUUAUGUUAUAUGUGUGUGCUGUUCCUUAGUUUAGAUUUCAGUGUGACAAACGGAAAGCCUUUGCCUUUUAGUCGUUCUCGUCAAUGAACAAAUAAAGACGCCCCGGGCGACAAUUACGUUGUUCACUUAUUCACACCACGGAAUAAUUAACACCAUGCUGAACAGCAUUCAGGCAUACAUCAUCACACUGUCAGUGCCGGGGUCACAGAGAGAUGCACGUAAGGAUCAAUCGGAAGUAAGAAGCUCUAAACUAAAAUGCAUGUAAGGAUGGUGACAAUCAUAACUACUAUAGUUUUAGAAGUAGUUUAUCUGCUUAUAUGUUACAUGUGAAUCAACUCACCCAAAACUUGCAUGAAAGGAGAACAAAUAUUAUAUAUU